UACCUUUCCAAGUUGUUUGGUCAGAAGAAAAAUGAGCACUCAACUGCAUCAACUAACAGUUCUGCUAGGCCAUUCUUGAGCAAAGCUCAACAAAGAAGAAGUGACACAGAACACUCAAGCAAAGACUCCAGUAAUAUUCCAUCCUCCCUCAAUGGCUACGUGUAUGACCCUAGCUACUAUGUCAAUGGUAAUGGCAAAGUUCAUUCUCCAUUUCUGGGCAGUAGUCCUAGUGACUGCACACGUGCUGCAGCAGACGGCAGUUAUGAAGUUGUGGAAGACAUGGCUGUGGACCUGUCCCUGUACAUGGACUGUUCAGUUGUUGAUUCAGAGUUCCUUUCUGAGUACUGUCAGCACAACAUGCAG
Candidula unifasciata is the source of this 363-nucleotide messenger RNA. Lineage: Eukaryota; Metazoa; Mollusca; Gastropoda; Stylommatophora; Geomitridae. The record is from the annotation of a GenBank genome assembly.